GUUCUCAUUCUCCACCCUCUCUCUUCCCUUCUCUUCUCUCCCUCUCUUUCUCUCUGUCAGUGACCGAUCAAACAUCAAACUGAUCAAAGGCAUGGCAGAGACUAAGAAAUCCAGGUUCAAGAGGAUUUGCGUGUUCUGUGGGAGCAGUCCAGGGAAGAAACCUAGUUACCAAGAAGCUGCUGUUGAACUUGGCAAGGAGCUGGUGGAGAGAAGGAUUGAUUUGGUGUAUGGAGGUGGUAGCGUGGGGCUGAUGGGUCUUGUUUCUCAGGCAGUUCAUGAUGGUGGGCGCCAUGUUCUUGGGGUUAUCCCAACAAGUCUCAUGCCAAGAGAGAUAACAGGUGCUCCAAUUGGGGAAGUGAGAGCCGUGUCUAACAUGCACCAAAGGAAAGCUGAGAUGGCUCGUCAAGCUGAUGCCUUCAUUGCCCUCCCUGGAGGAUAUGGAACCCUUGAAGAAUUGCUGGAAGUAAUAACUUGGGCUCAGCUUGGGAUCCACACCAAACCUGUUGGUCUGUUGAAUGUGGAUGGAUUUUACAAUUCCUUGUUGUGUUUCAUUGACAAGGCUGUUGAUGAAGGUUUUAUAUCCCCCACAGCUCGUCGCAUUAUCGUGUCAGCUCCCACAGCCAAACAAUUGAUGCUAGAGCUCGAGGAACAUGUUCAUGAGCAAGAGGAGUUUGCAUCCAAAUUGGUGUGGGAAGACAGACUAACUUACGUGACUGAAUCAGAAGAGUUGCCAUGUGAUUAAUUGACCUUCUUUGCGGCAGAUUAAAACAUGAAACAUGGUUUUUUGGGUUAUCAUGUAGCAAAAUGUGGGUAUAUACAAGUCACCUUCAUAUACGGGCAUAGGGACCGUAGAAUACAGUUUUUUUUUGUUGCUAAUCUUUUUGUUAACGCCCCUAGUAUACGGCAAAUGAGGGUGAGUCUCAAAUGUGAAAAAUAUUUGAUUAAAUUAAUGUAACCUUUGACUCUGCAAUGAUAUAUGUGGAUCAUUCGCUGUAACUUUAGUCUCUAGCAUUUUAUUUUA
Lotus japonicus is the source of this 1021-nucleotide messenger RNA. Its product is annotated as cytokinin riboside 5'-monophosphate phosphoribohydrolase LOG7-like. The record is from RefSeq and is a predicted model, not a curated record. Lineage: Eukaryota; Viridiplantae; Streptophyta; Magnoliopsida; Fabales; Fabaceae. Gene Ontology annotation, cellular component: cytosol; nucleus. The transcript is spliced from 7 exons. Gene Ontology annotation, molecular function: hydrolase activity, hydrolyzing N-glycosyl compounds. Bases 92 to 742 code for a protein of 216 amino acids. Gene Ontology annotation, biological process: cytokinin biosynthetic process.